AUGACAGUGUGGAAGAUCAGUUCAGCGCAUUCUACUUUUGGAACUAUGGCUGCAAGUUCAUUAACUGCAACAAAACUAAUCCAAGCAAACCAGAGAUGUGACCUUACCAUUAAGCUUCACUACAACUACACAGGAAAAUCCAUAAAAUGCAAUGGCGAUCAAAUGGAAAAAAACUAGUAUGCUGUUUCUUAUCAUAUGCAGCUUUAUAGUACUGGAAAACCUGAUGGUACUUAUUGCUAUAUGGAAAAAUAACCGAUUCCAUAACAGGAUGUACUUCUUUAUUGGCAACCCUUGCACUUUGUGACUUACUUGCUGGGAUUGCUUAUAUAGUCAAUAUCCUCAUGUCUGGAGCGAAUACAUGUACUAUUUCACUGACAGCAUGGUUUGUCAGGGAGGGCAGUAUGUUUGUUGCCCUGGGAGCAUCCACAUUCAGUUUGUUGGCUAUUGCUAUUGAAAGACAUUUGACAAUGAUAAAAAUGAGGCCUUAUGACGCCAAUAAAAAAUAUCGUGUAUUUCUGCUUAUCGGGACCUGUUGGCUUAUUUCCUUUUCAUUAGGUGCCUUGCCAAUUCUUGGCUGGAACUGCAUUAACAACCUAGACGACUGUUCUACAGUGCUACCUCUCUAUUCCAAAAAGUAUGUUGGAUUUUGCAUUAGCAUUUUCAUAGCCAUCCUGAUAGCCAUAGUCAUCCUCUAUGCGAGAAUCUAUAUCUUGGUCAAGUCAAGCAGCAGGAGAGUCACAAAUCAUAGCAAUUCAGAGAGAUCAAUGGCACUCCUUAGGACUGUCGUCAUUGUCGUGGGGGUGUUUAUUGCCUGCUGGUCUCCUUUAUUCAUCCUUCUUUUAAUUGAUGUAGCCUGUAAAGUUUUGGAGUGCCAGAUACUGUAUGAAGUUCAAUGGUUUAUUGCUCUGGCUGUCCUCAAUUCAGCCUUGAAUCCUCUGAUCUACACUCUGGCCAGCAAGGAGAUGCGACGGGCUUUUUUCCGCUUGGUGUGCAGCUGCUUGGCCAAGUCCAGUACUUCAAGGUCUCUACCAAUUCAGCCAACACCUGACCAAAGCAGGAGCAAAUCUAGCAGUGGCAGUAAUUCCCCCAAACACAAAGGAAUUAUACAAAUAAAUUCUCAAAGCAAAGAGGACAAAAGUGAAUCUUCAUUUCAGAAUGGAACCGUCAUCAAAUGA
This is a messenger RNA of Staurois parvus, 1175 nucleotides long. The record is from the annotation of a GenBank genome assembly. NCBI's taxonomy places the organism in Eukaryota, Metazoa, Chordata, Amphibia, Anura, Ranidae.